CUCCACGCACGCUCCGGCUGGUGGUGGAGCCCCAGCUCCCUCCUUCCCUCUCCUCAGCUGCCUUUUGUAAUGUUUUAAUGGGGUUUCUUUCCUGGGCUGGGCUGACUUAAUUACAAAGCUGCAGUGAGUUGAUGCCUUGUGACGGUCUAAUCCCAGCCCGGUGACUCUACAAAGCUUUCGCCCGGCUUCCUUCUUCUCCACUCCGGCCUCGCCAUCCCUGCUUCCACCUCAGCUCCGUGCACUCACCUGCUGAGGACAGUUCAGCUCUCCCUGCGUCCUGCUGCCGACAGAAGACAGAGGACAACAUGUCUGCAGUUACGGGCACGUUCCGGAUCGUGUCGGAGGAGGAGCAGGCGCUGCGCUCCAAGCUGGAGCGCCUCACCACCAAGGACCACGGCCCUGUCUUUGGGAGGUGCGAGAAGAUCCCCCCACACACCCUGCAGAAGGCAAAGGAUGAGCUGAACGAGACGGAGGAGAAGAGGGAGGUGGCGGUGAAGGCGCUGCGGGAGCUGGUGCAGGAGCGGGCGGGCGGCGAGGACGUUUGCCAGAAAGUGGCUGAGAAGGUGCAGGAGAGGGAUGACUCCUUCCUGCUCCGCUUCAUCCGGGCUCGCAAGUUCGAUGUCCACAGAGCCUAUGACCUGCUGAAAGGCUACGUGAACUUCCGCCAGCAGUACCCUGAGCUGUUUGACAACCUGAGCCCCGAGGCCGUGCGCAGCACCAUCGAGGCCGGCUACCCCGGCAUCCUGGCCAGCAGGGACAAGUACGGCCGGGUGGUGAUGCUCUUCAACAUCGAGAACUGGGAUUAUGAGGAGAUCACCUUCGAUGAGAUCCUUCGUGCCUAUUGUAUUAUCUUGGAGAAGCUGCUGGAGAACGAAGAGACCCAGAUCAAUGGGUUCUGCAUCAUUGAGAACUUCAAGGGCUUCACCAUGCAGCAGGCAUCAGGGAUCAAACCCUCUGAGCUCAAGAAGAUGGUGGACAUGCUGCAGGACUCCUUCCCAGCGCGGUUCAAGGCCGUCCACUUCAUCCACCAGCCUUGGUACUUCACUACCACCUACAACGUGGUCAAACCGUUCCUGAAGAGCAAACUGCUGGAGAGGGUCUUUGUGCACGGCGAGGAGCUGGAAUCCUUCUACCAGGAGAUCGACGCUGACAUCCUGCCAGCAGACUUUGGUGGCAACCUGCCCAAGUACGAUGGCAAAGCAACUGCAGAGAAGCUCUUUGGGCCUCGCAUCGAAUCUGAGGACACGGCUCUCUAAAGCAGGAGCCUGCUGCUCUCCCCCGUACCACAGCACCAGAGGUGGCCCUCUAACCCCAGCCACCUCCCUCCUGUAGCAUUGGUUGAGUGACUGCUCGUGCUGAAGCACCCUGGGUGUGUUGCUCCACGCCUGUCCCUCCUGUCCCCACUCCAGGCAGAGAGCUGUCCCUCCCAGGCACAGCAUCCUUCCCUUCAGAGCUGGUGGAGAAAGGAGGCAGCAGCCCCCUCGCACAGCGUUUCCUGGAGCUGCAAGGGGAGGACAGGAGAGUGUCUGCUCUGGGAAGGGAGGGCUACAGUGAGGGAGAAAUAAAGCAUUGAAAGCAGA
Messenger RNA from Motacilla alba alba, 1580 nucleotides. It is a transcript of the gene RLBP1, whose product is annotated as retinaldehyde binding protein 1. Bases 306 to 1256 code for a protein of 316 amino acids. Gene Ontology annotation, molecular function: phosphatidylinositol bisphosphate binding. Lineage: Eukaryota; Metazoa; Chordata; Aves; Passeriformes; Motacillidae. The record is from RefSeq and is a predicted model, not a curated record. Gene Ontology annotation, cellular component: membrane. The transcript has 8 exons.